Messenger RNA from Neltuma alba, 960 nucleotides. Its product is annotated as probable disease resistance protein At1g61190. The record is from RefSeq and is a predicted model, not a curated record. Gene Ontology annotation, biological process: defense response to other organism. NCBI's taxonomy places the organism in Eukaryota, Viridiplantae, Streptophyta, Magnoliopsida, Fabales, Fabaceae. Gene Ontology annotation, molecular function: ADP binding. Bases 1 to 960 code for a protein of 319 amino acids. The transcript is spliced from 2 exons.
AUGGAUGAUGAUGAUGAGGAGGAGGUGAUUGUGGGGGAGUCAGCUAUUGGAAUUUGGGGAGGAGGAGGGUCAGGAAAAACAGCCUUAGCAACCCAUAUACAUCAUGAGCUUAUUAAUAAUGACAUUAAAGUUAUUUGGGUAACUGUAUCACAAAAUAGCAUCUUGCAUUUGCAAAAAGUGAUAGCCAAAUCAAUUGAUUUGGAUAUAUCUGAUGAGUAUGAGGACGUCGUAUUUCCCAUAUCAGAUAAUCGAAUUAAAUUGAUUUUGACUACCCGUAUAAGGGAAGUGUGUCAAGGUAUGGAUUGUAAGAAGGUAAUAAAAGUGAAGCCUCUAGAUGAAGAAGAUAGUUGGGCUUUGUUUGAUGAGUUUUUGGGAUUAUUCUGUAAAGAACUGUCUUCGGAAGUGGAAAAUAUUGCACAGAAUGUGGCACAAAAAUGUGAGGGUUUUCCCCUAGCUAUUGUUAGAAUCGCGACAAGCAUGAAGUGGAAAACAGAAGCUAGAGAAUGGAGACAUAUGUUGGAAUUUCUUGAAAACUUGGGCAAUGGGCAAUAUGAAAUGGGCAAAUGUGUAUUUCCAGUUUUGAGAUCUAGCUAUGAUUUCUUAACUAACAAAUUCCAAAGAUUCUUCCUAUAUUGCAUCUUAAGUACCGAUGGAAGUUUUGAUAAUGACGAUCCUGAUCAUUUGAUAAGAAGAUUUGUCUAUGAAAGCAUUGAUGAGAGAGAGAAGUUGGGGGCGCAGUAUAACGAAGGCUGGAACAUGUUACGUAAAUUAAAGAAUCAUAGCAUGUUGGAUUAUGAUGAUGGUUAUUGGAUGACAAACAAAUUCCUUAGAGUCCUUGCCGCUGGUAUUGCGGAAGAAACUGGUAAAAUUAUGAGAAAAGCUCAUGAGAAGUUAACAGAAAUACCAAGUGAUGACCAGUGGAAAGAAGAUCUACAAAAAGUUUUUUUUGAUGUGGAAUAA